This is a messenger RNA of Naegleria gruberi, 1305 nucleotides long. RefSeq names its product vacuolar ATP synthase subunit C. Lineage: Eukaryota; Heterolobosea; Eutetramitea; Acrasida; Naegleriidae. Gene Ontology annotation, cellular component: proton-transporting V-type ATPase, V1 domain. Gene Ontology annotation, biological process: proton transmembrane transport. Gene Ontology annotation, molecular function: proton-transporting ATPase activity, rotational mechanism. The annotation marks the transcript as partial. The transcript has 2 exons. The record is from RefSeq and is a predicted model, not a curated record.
UUUUUAUAUUGAACAACAACACCUUUAAUGAUUAUGAUUUUAUAAUGAUGAAUUUAUACAAAUUUUUGUGGACUGAAUUGUUCGGAUGAUGAUGUGUGGAUAAUAGGUAUAUUGGCUUGUUUCUGUUCCUAAUGAACCUUCCGAAGAUGCUUCUGGAACCUUUAGAAGAAUCAAGAAUAGUCUGCAGCAUCAACAAAACGCUUGUGAAUGCGUUGAAAUUAAACUCCCAAGAUUGAAGGUCGGAACAGUUGAUCAAUUGUUGCAACUCAGUGAUGAUUUCAACAAGUAUGACAGCAGCUGUGAACAAGUUACCAUGAAAGCCUUAAAGACUUUGGCUGAUACUAGUGAACUCACUGAAACUAGUGAUUUUGUUCCACAAAUUAUCUUGAAGGAAGAUACUUUUGUCCCAGUCCAAACCUAUCUUGACUUUUUCCAAUGGGAUGACUCUCAAUACCUUGUUACCAAGCCAAUUAGAGAUAUUGCCGAUAACAUUCACAAAAAGACUGCCAAACUUGACGAAGAACUUCGUUUCAAGAUUUCUGAAUAUACCAACUUGAAGCAAAACGUUCAACAACUUGAAAGAAAGAUAUCUGGUAACCUUACUGUUCGUAGUCUUGAUGGUAUCAUUCAAAAGGAUCAUGUUUUAGAUACUGAAUAUUUGCAAACAAUCUUUGUUGUUAUUCCAAAAUCUUUGCAAAAGGAUUGGGAAACUACUUACACUGAAUUGACCGAUUUUGUUGUUCCAGAUUCUGCUGAACUUAUUUAUGAAGACAAUGACUCUGCUUUGUACAAUGUUGUUGUUUUGAAGAAGAUUGCAGAUGAUUUUAAGAGUAAUUGUUUAAAGAAGAAGUAUGUCGUUAGAGAAUUUAGUUAUGAUAAGGAAAAGGCUGAAUUGUCUAAAUUGCAAAAGGAAGAAAUGAUUGAAAAACUCGAUAGAACAAAGCAUGAAUUGAUUGAUUGGUGUAACAUGGCUUUCUCUGAAUGUUUUACUGCUUGGAUUCACUUGAAGGUUAUUCGUGUUUAUGUUGAAUCAAUUUUACGUUAUGGUUUACCACCAAAUUAUACAGUAACCUUGUUGAAGAUUAAGAAGAAUGAAAAGAAGGUUCACAAAUACUUCCGUGACAACUAUGGACAUUUGGAAGAUCAAUCAUAUUCUCAAGACAUUGAUACUUCAUCUUUGGGUUCUGCUGCCAUGAUGUUGAGUACUUAUGGUAUGGAAUGGGCUCCUUAUGUCUUAAUUACUGUCAAUACCUCCAAUCCUUUCCUCAAAUUAGAAUAAAUAUUACUGUAAUCUUAUAUUCUCUC